Molecule: messenger RNA, 2088 nt
Organism: Lathyrus oleraceus (garden pea)
Lineage: Eukaryota; Viridiplantae; Streptophyta; Magnoliopsida; Fabales; Fabaceae
Exons: 2
Molecular function (GO): nucleic acid binding; zinc ion binding
Source: RefSeq, a predicted model, not a curated record
AUGGCUGGAAGGAAUGACGCUGCAAUGGCUGCCGCAAUGCAAGCACUGGCACAAGCUGUGCAGAACUUGCCAAAUGCUGGUGGAGAUGCUGGAUCACGUAGCUUGGCGACUUUUCAAAGAGAGAAUCCGCCGGUGUUUAAAGGGAAGCAUGAUCCAGAUGCAGCCUUGGGAUGGUUGAAGGAGAUCGAGAGAAUCUUCCGUGUUAUGGAUUGCACUCCAGCUCAGAAGGUUCGGUAUGGUACUCACAUGCUAGCAGUCGAAGCUGAUGACUGGUGGCUAGAGACUCACGAAAGGUUGACCGUGGCAGGUGAAGACAUUACUUGGGAUGUAUUCCGUAGGGAAUUCCUGAGAAAGUAUUAUCCGGAAGACGUUCGUGGUAAGAAGGAAAUCGAGUUCCUUGAGCUGAAGCAAGGGAACAUGUCUGUCACUGAUUAUGCUGCGAAAUUUGUGGAGCUGUCCAAAUUUUAUCCUCAUUACACUGGUGCUGGUGCUGAAUUUUCAAAGUGCAUCAAGUUUGAAAACGGAUUGCGCUCUGAGAUUAAGAAGGCUGUUGGGUAUCAGAAGAUACGCAUUUUUACUGAACUGAUUGAUAGCUGCAGGAUAUUUGAAGAGGACAAUAAUGCUCAUUACAAGAUUGUCAGUGACCGCAAGGGAAAGCAGCAUCAAAACCGUGGCAAGCCGUAUGAUGCUCCAGUGGGAAAAGGGAAACAAGGAGCUGCUCCGGCUCAGAGGACUAGUAGGGGAGGUGCUCCUGCUGGUAUAGUUUGCUUCAAAUGUGGUCAGGCUGGUCAUAAGAGUAAUGUAUGCACUGCUGAAGUAAAGAGGUGUUUUCGCUGUGGUAAGACUGGUCAUGCAAUAGCUGAUUGCAAGCACAAGGAAGUGAUUUGUUUUAAUUGUGGCGAAGAAGGGCAUAUUGGAAGUCAGUGUCAGAAGCCAAAGAAAUCUCAGACUGGGAAGGUGUUCGCAUUGACCGGAACUCAAACCUCCUGUGAGGACAGACUUAUCCGAGGUACAUGUUUCAUAAAUGGUACUCCUUUAAUUACUAUUAUUGAUACCGGUGCUACCCACUGUUUUAUUUCUGCUAACUGUGCUCGAAGACUGGGUUUAAAAUUGUCCGCUUUGGAUGGUGAAUUGAUUGUUGAGACCCCAGCUAAGGGAUCAGUAACUACUUCUUUGGUGUGUUUAAAAUGUCCUUUGUCGAUCUUCGAUAGAGAUUUCUAUGUUGAUUUAGUAUGUUUGCCGUUAGAUGGGAUGGAUGUAAUUCUUGGUAUGAACUGGUUAGAGUAUAAUUAUGUUCAUAUAAAUUGUCAUCAUAAGUCGGUGAGGUUUUCCACUCCUGAAGAGGAAGGAGUUGACUUAUUACCUUUCAGAGAAUUGCGAAAAUUGAUGAAAGAGGGAGCUCAGAUGUUUUCUUUGAUGGCGACGUUGUCGGUUGAAAGUAAAGCUAAGAUAGAGGAACUGUUAGUGGUGAAAGAAUUCCCUGAAGUUUUUCCUGAUGAAAUUCCUAGUGUGCCGCCAGAGAGGGAAGUUGAAUUUACUAUUGAUCUGGUACCUGGUACUAGGCCUGUUUCGAUGGCACCGUAUAGAAUGUCGGCAUCUGAAUUACCAAGUGUGUCGCCGUGGGGAGCUCCAGUGUUGCUAGUAAAGAAGAAAGAGGGUAGUAUGAGGCUUUGUAUUGAUUAUAGGCAAUUGAAUAAAGUAACGAUCAAGAAUAAGUAUCCACUACCGAGGAUAGAUGAUUUGAUGGAUCAGUUAGUGGGUGCUUGUGUGUUUAGUAAAAUUGAUUUGAGAUCGGGCUAUCAUCAGAUCAAAGUGAAAGAUGAAGACAUCCAGAAGACAGCGUUCAGAACUCGGUAUGGACAUUAUGAGUAUUCUGUGAUGCCUUUCGGUGUGACUAAUGCGCCGGGAGUAUUUAUGGAAUACAUGAAUCGUAUUUUCCAUACUUAUCUGGAUCAUUUUGUGGUAGUAUUUAUUGAUGAUAUUUUGAUUUACUCUAAGUCCGAAGAAGAGCACCAGGAACAUUUGAGAUUAGUAUUGGAGGUUUUGAAAGAUAAGAAAUUGUAUGCGAAGUUGUCCAAGUGUGAGUUU